AUGAUGACCGGACAAAAUACCAAUAACCCGUGCGAACUCACCAAGCAUGAUACGGGUUGGCGACGAGUAGUUCGUCAUUUCACGCCGUCUUGGUUUUCGGUUACUAUGGGCACGGGCAUCGUGUCUAUUCUACUCAACACCCUCCCUUACAAUGGCCAGUGGCUAUACUGGAUUUCAGUCGUCUUAUUUGCCUUCAAUGUCCUUCUUUUCACCAUAGGGUGUAUCAUCACCUUCCUUCGCUAUACCUUAUAUCCGGAGAUAUUCUUCGCCAUGAUCAAGCAUCCAGUCCAGUCCAUGUUCAUAGGAACGUUCCCUAUGGGAUUCGCGACUAUCAUCAAUAUGUUCUGUUUCGUCUGUGUUCCAGCCUGGGGUGACUGGACGCGGAACUUUGCCUGGGGCUUAUGGAUCUUUGAUGCGAUCUUUUCGGUCAUCACUGCUCUCUCCCUACCCUUCUUACUAAUGGCUCACGGAACCGAAAUGCAACUCUCAUCCAUGACAGCCGUCUGGCUCCUCCCCAUCGUCAGCUGCAUUGUCGCAGCUUCAUCAGGGGCCAUCGUAGCUGACGUGCUCCCCAAUCCACAGCACGCUCUCUGGACCGUGCUCGUGAGCUACGUCCUCUGGGGCAUCGGAUUACCCCUGGCACUGAUGGUGAUGGUGAUUUACCUACAGCGACUGACGCUGCACAAAUUACCUCCUAAAGCGGUGAUCGUGAGCGUGUUCCUUCCCCUGGGACCUCUUGGUCAGGGCGGCUUCGGUAUAAUGAAACUGGGCCAAGCGGCGCAGGAAAUCUUCCCAAAGACACAAACCCUCGAAGCAGCAUCCGGUCCGAUCUUCUAUACCAUGGGGUUCAUGGUCGCUCUAAUUCUCUGGUCCUUUGGAUUGGUCUGGCUAUUCUUUGCCUUGGCAUCUAUUGCGAGGAGUAAGAGCUUCCCGUUCAAUAUUGGAUGGUGGGGUUUCACUUUCCCCUUGGGAGUGUACGCCACGAGCACGUGCCAGAUGGGCAAGGAGCUGCCGUCGGAGUUUUUCCGGGUGUUAGGAACGAUCCUUUCGCUUUGCGUGGUGGUCUUAUGGAUUGUGGUCAGUAUUGGGACGCUGCGGGGAGUGGUGUCAGGCCGGUUAUUCUUUGCACCGUGUUUGGGGGAUUUGAAGGCACGGGAAGACGAGAACAAAGAUGGUACAAAGGCAGCUUGA
This is a messenger RNA of Aspergillus luchuensis, 1191 nucleotides long. Its product is annotated as TDT family transporter. The coding region runs from base 1 to 1191 and encodes 396 amino acids. Gene Ontology annotation, molecular function: sulfite transmembrane transporter activity. The transcript has 5 exons. The record is from RefSeq and is a predicted model, not a curated record. Lineage: Eukaryota; Fungi; Ascomycota; Eurotiomycetes; Eurotiales; Aspergillaceae. Gene Ontology annotation, cellular component: plasma membrane. Gene Ontology annotation, biological process: transmembrane transport; sulfite transmembrane transport.